Molecule: messenger RNA, 819 nt
Organism: Paramuricea clavata
Lineage: Eukaryota; Metazoa; Cnidaria; Anthozoa; Malacalcyonacea; Plexauridae
Source: the annotation of a GenBank genome assembly
AUGAGCAAAGAUAGCGACAGGCCUAUGUUUGAUGCAAGUGCAUCGGAUCGUUGCCGUGCAUUCAAGUUUUUCAUAGCAAAUUUCAGAGAUUAUUCUGUAUUGGGAGACUAUGUAGACCCCACGAAGGAAAUUGACAGUAAUGACUACUGGAUAGCAGCGAAAAGACCAAAAGCGUUAGCUGCAUUAAGGAGAGCCUUUCCUCAGGCAGAAUGGGAUGUGCUCACGACAACCAUUGAUGCCCAAAUAGCAGCUGAUGACAAGCUUAACCCAGCUAAGUGGCUCACACAGUUGUCCAACUAUUAUCUUGGGGGAGAACCCAUAAUACAAAGCACACACAACUUCCUUCACAUUCUGAAACAGGAACCCGGCAUGUCUGUUCAAGACUGGCACACCACAGUUAGACUGAACUACCAGAAAUGUGACUUCCCAUCAGCUGUGGAUGACCGACUUCAACGUGACAAUUUUGUAAUCGGGCUGACUGACACGUACAAGCGUUUUCGUGGUGAUGUUAUUGCCCAUGAAAGUUUUACAGCAUUGAACUUUGCUCAAGUCAUAGCAAAGGCCCGAGAUUUUGAGGAUGGCCUAAAAAUGGAAUUUGCCAUCUCCCAACAUCAGUUGGAAGAAACAGCUAACAGAGUUGCCUCCACCAAACCAAUAAAUUCUCGUCUAUCAGGCAAUUGUUCAGUUGCUGGUUCUACCACCUGUCGAUGGUGUGGUCGAUCACCUCACUCCAGCCGCAGUGCCUGCCCUGCAAAAAAUGAUACAUGUCAUAGUUGCGGAAAACGAGGAUACUGGCAGCAUGUGUGCAAAGGAAAUUAA